AUGAACUCUAUUACUGGUGAAUGUUUGUGUGGGCAGAUCACUGUUUCGCUUACCAAAGAAGCAUUCGAAGCAACUGACAAAACUCUUGUAUGUCGGUGCAAGAACUGUCGUCAAUCUAGUGGCUCUCUAGGAUCAAUCAAUAUUAUUGUUCCCGAAUCGGCUGUUAAAAUCACUGGACAACCAAAACUUUACCGAGAUAGUAAUACAACUAGUGGAGCGCCACUUCAACGCGCUUUUUGUGGCAACUGUGGUAGUCCAAUUUAUUCAGCUUCACCCAAUAUGCCUGGUAUUCAGGCCGUUAAAUUAGGAUUAUUUGAUAAAAUUCCCAAACUAUCAGUGGAGCUGUUCUGUAAAGCAAGGCCUUCUUGGGAUAAACCAAUUGCUGAUGCACAUCAAUUUGAUACAGUGCCACCAAAACAAUCAUGA
Messenger RNA from Rotaria sp. Silwood1, 426 nucleotides. Lineage: Eukaryota; Metazoa; Rotifera; Eurotatoria; Philodinida; Philodinidae. The record is from the annotation of a GenBank genome assembly.